Naegleria gruberi is the source of this 783-nucleotide messenger RNA. RefSeq lists its product as uncharacterized. Bases 1 to 783 code for a protein of 260 amino acids. Lineage: Eukaryota; Heterolobosea; Eutetramitea; Acrasida; Naegleriidae. The transcript has a single exon. Gene Ontology annotation, molecular function: ATP binding; ATP hydrolysis activity. The record is from RefSeq and is a predicted model, not a curated record.
AUGGCCACACACAGCUUGCAAUCUAAAAGCACUGUAUUCCCUUACAACAGCAGGGAUGUUGAGGACCAACAAACAACAUCCGUUGAUUCUUCCGUUAUCAUCAAAGGGUCUUCUUCCAACUACCGUAUUGAAAAGGACGAAGAGAAAAAAAAGGAGGCAAGGAAAACCAGCUACCUUGCUUGUUGUGAUUUUUCUUGUAGUAAUAUCCUUAAUGCUGUUGCCAUAUUCUGCGCUAUCACAGCCUGUUUGUACAGCUACUUGUAUUCAGGAGGCGUAACAAAGAUUGAAUUGGUUCAUCCAAUUCAAGAUAGGAUCGUAUCCCUGAAUUCUACAUUGUAUUCGAGUGAGAUUGCAGAACAUCCAAACCUAAUUCCAAAUGAUGAGUACUCUAACAUAUUUUCAAAAACCCUAACGUUGAUGCAUAAUUGUAAACUACAUAUGAAAGGCUUUCAUGGUGAGAGUGGAAUUGGAAAAACCACCAUGUUAGAGGAUUCUAUAAGAUUACUAAAUCCUCAUCCCUAUAUGUUGAUCAGCUUGAGUGAAACCACAACCAUUGCAGAAAUAGCAGCUCAAAUGAAUAUGCUUGAGAAGGAAACAUCUUGGUCGGAUAUUGAAUUUACUGUCAAGAAAUAUAUUGACUUACAUUCUAAAAACCUCAGAUCUAUGCAUUGUCCUUUAUUCAUAAUUGACAAUGCUAAUCGAAACGCGCCAAUAGCCAAUAGGUUCAUUAGCAUGGUAAGAGAAUUUCCCAACUGGAAUUGGUUUGUUGGUCAUAUCUUCUGA